Messenger RNA from Zerene cesonia (dogface butterfly), 1184 nucleotides. It is a transcript of the gene RfC3, whose product is annotated as replication factor C subunit 5. Bases 129 to 1133 code for a protein of 334 amino acids. Gene Ontology annotation, molecular function: DNA binding; ATP binding; DNA clamp loader activity. The transcript is spliced from 8 exons. Gene Ontology annotation, biological process: DNA-templated DNA replication; DNA repair. The record is from RefSeq and is a predicted model, not a curated record. NCBI's taxonomy places the organism in Eukaryota, Metazoa, Arthropoda, Insecta, Lepidoptera, Pieridae. Gene Ontology annotation, cellular component: DNA replication factor C complex; nucleus.
CGACAUAGUCUGCGUCCUGUGAUAUCAGUUGUCAAAACUUACUGAAUUCAGUAUUCCCGCGUUGUCAAUAAAAUAAAUACACGAAAUUUUAUGUUCAACUUUUAGAAGACUUUUGAAAACGCUGAAGUAUGACUGUUGGUCAAACACCACCAAAUUUACCGUGGGUUGAAAAGUAUCGACCAUCAAAGUUAGAAGAUUUAGUAUCCCACGAUGAUAUAAUUAAAACAAUUAAUCAGUUUAUGCAACAAAAUCAGUUGCCACACUUGUUAUUCUACGGGCCUCCAGGCACUGGCAAAACAUCAACAAUUCUUGCAUGUGCUAAACAGAUGUAUACACCGCAACAGUUCAAUUCCAUGGUCUUGGAAUUAAAUGCUUCAGAUGAUAGAGGAAUUGGAAUAGUGAGAGGACAAAUCUUAAGCUUUGCAUCUACAAGAACUAUAUUUAAGGCAGGACCGAAAUUAAUUAUUUUAGAUGAAGCUGAUGCUAUGACUAAUGAUGCACAGAAUGCAUUAAGAAGAAUUAUCGAAAAAUAUACGGAAAAUGUGAGAUUUUGUAUAAUUUGUAAUUACUUGGGAAAAAUCAUACCAGCACUGCAAUCGAGAUGUACUCGUUUCCGAUUUGCACCUCUUCAGCAAAAUCAAAUAGUUCCCCGAUUACAAGAAAUUAUCCAAAAAGAAAAUGUAAAAAUAACUGACGAUGGAAUCAAAGCGUUAUUGACUCUAUCCGGAGGGGACAUGCGUAAAGUGUUGAACACACUGCAGAGCACGUGGCUGGCGUAUCGUGACGUCACUGAGGACAACGUGUACACCUGCGUGGGCCAUCCGUUGCGUUCCGAUAUUAACAACAUACUUAAUUGGUUGCUUAAUGAAAAUGAUUUCGCUACUUCGUUUAAACAUAUCCAAGAUUUGAAAAUAGCUAAAGGUCUGGCGCUGGGCGAUAUAUUGACAGAGAUCCACACAAUUAUACAAAGAUUGAAAUUACCCCCAGAAGUAUUGAUAUCUUUGCUUAUAAAGAUGGCGGAUUCGGAAGCUCGUCUUGCCAGCGGUUGUAGCGAGCGAAUAGAAUUGGCCUCUCUAAUUGCUGCUUUUCAAGAAGCUAGAGAGAAAGUUAACAUUGGUGAACUUAGUGCGUAAUCGCCUGUAUAAAAACUGCAUCUGUGGUGAUAAUAAACUAAUUAUACAUUA